UGUUGCCUUCUCUCUUAUCUCUCUCCCAUCAGCUUUCCCAUCAAUUGUUCUCCUUUUUCCCAUCUGUAACUUUUAUUCCUCCCUGCCUCUCUCCUCCCACUCGGUGGACGGUCAGACGUUAUACAGCCACCGAUCAGUCGUCGUCAGCCAUGUUGUUGGUGUGACACACUCACACUGAGCUGUCAGCAACAGGUUCUCUGAGUAAAACUGCUGCUAAACUUGAACAUUUAUCCAACAAAUACUGCUCUCCUUGGACAAUAAACCUUUUCGGUGGGUCUGGGAAACCGUCCUGAAGUGGUGGAUGAUAACUUCAGGCCCCUCGGAAGCUCGGAAGUUGGUGUUUUUUGGCCGCGGUGAGAGAGGUACGCAAGCGAAACUGCUUAUCUAAGCAUGAGUAUGGCCUCGAGCAGUAGCUGAGGACGCCAACGGGAGUUCCCCCUCUGUGCCCCUCUGCCACAUGCAAAAAUGAAUGGUGGUCCAAGUGUAUGGGCGAUCACUCCUGAGGAGAGGGUCAAACAUGAUCAGAAGUUUGACACUCUCUCCCCAUCGAUGGGCUAUGUGUCAGGGGAACAGGCAAGGAAGUUUCUCCUCCAAUCAGGACUGCCUGCUUCAGUUUUGGCUGAGAUAUGGGCUCUGGCUGACAUGAAUAAAGAUGGGAAGAUGGAUAGGUUGGAGUUUUCUAUCGCUAUGAAGCUCAUAAAGUUAAAACUCCAGGGUGCACCACUUCCCUCAGCACUGCCAAUCAUCAUGAAGCAGCCCCCAGUUCCUGCUCCCAGCCUCAAUAACCCCACCAUGCCCUUGUCCAGCUCAGCCUAUGGUAUGGCUUCUGUGCCGAACAUGCCCCUGAUGCCCGGGACAAACCUUGCCAUGUUGAACCCUAUCUCCAUGGCAACCCCUGGACUCUCACCUUUGACACCAAUGACAGGCUUCUCCACGUUGGCUCCUACAGCAACAGGACUGAGCCCUCUAAUGGCCUCCACCGCCGCCAGGCCCCUGAUGCCCACCGUGGGAAACGCCACACUGCCAAACGGCACCAUUGGAAUUCUCCAUCCACUUCCAGCUGGAGCUUUGGCUACUGGCGUACCUCGCUCUGCAUCCCCCUACUCCUCUCCGCUAGGAUUCUCCUCUUCUGGUAUGAACAAGGCCUCAUCGCUGCUGGACCUAGGAUCUAUCAGCUCCGCUUCCUCAUCCCCCUCUGUGAUGUCCGCCAAUGCUACUGUUCCCAGCGACUGGGCUGUGCCACAUGCCUCCAGACUCAAAUACAGACAGCAGUUCAACAGCUUGGAUAAACAAAUGACAGGAUACCUCAGUGGUCAGCAGGUGAGGGGUGCCAUGGCGACCACGAUGCUGACUCAGUCACAGCUAGCUUCCAUCUGGACUUUAGCUGAUGUGGAUAAGGACGGCAAGCUAAAAGCUGAGGAGUUUAUUCUGGCAAUGCAUCUCGUGGACAUGGCAAAGAUUGGCCAACAUCUGCCGCUAACCCUGCCAACUGAACUGGUACCACCCUCACAAAGGAGUGCAGUGAACGGAUCCAGCUCUUCUCUCUAUGCAGCUCUGACUGAUGACUUGGUCGUAGAACCUCCGCAGAAAGCCAAACCCAACAUGUCGUUCGAGGAUAAAUUCAAAGCCAACUUGGAGCGAGGGAACGCAGAACUGGAGAAAAGACGACUGGCGAUGCAGGAGAUGGAGAGAAGGGAGAGGGAGCGGCACGAACAGAAGGAGAGAGAGGAGCGAGAGAAGAGAGAGAAGGAGGCUCGGGAGGCCGAGGAAAGGAGGAGGAAAGAGGAGGAGAGGAGACUGGAGCGACAGAGGGAGGUGGAGAGGCAGAUUGAAGAAGAGCUACAGAGGGAGAUAGAGAGAAAAGAGGCUGCACAGCGGGAGCUCGAGCGUCAGAGGAAGGAGGAGUGGGAGAGGAGGCGGCGCGGAGAGCUCCAGAUAAAGAAGGAGCAUGAACAGGAUGAUAUCAUCAGAUUAAAAGCUAAGAAAAGGAGUCUUGAGAUGGAGCUGGAGGCUGUGGGUAACAAGCAUCGUCAGAUCUCAGACCGGCUGCGUGACUUUCAGAACAAGAAGAAGCUUCAGAAGACGGAGAUGGAUCUGACCAAUCAAAGGAAAGAAGCACGCCAGCAGGACAUUAACAACCUGCAGAAACAGCUCGAGGAGUUCCAGAGGAAGUUGUCCCAGCUGACUCCAGAGCAGAAGAGACUGACAGAGAAACUCAGAAACAUGUCUGUGAAUAACCUGCCUGUGUCGACCAUGUCCACCCUGAAGAUGAGUGUUGCAGAGAGAAAAGGCACAUGUGUGAGGCUGCGAGAGCAGCUGGGAUCUCUGGAGAAAGAGACCGCUGCCCAUCUGUCUGAGAUGGACCAGUACAACAAAGAUAUGCAGGAACUGAGAGAGAGCCAGAGAAAACAGCAGGCGGCACUUGAGAAACUACGGAGCAUCAAAGAGGACAAACAGCGUGAGCUGAGUCGAAGGAGGGAGGAAGAAGAGGAGAGAAGGAGGAGGGAAGAGGAGAGGAAACAACAGGAGGUGGAAGCUCAGAGGCGUAUUAAGAUGGAAAAAGAUCGGCAGUGGCAGGAGAAGCUGAGGAAGGACGAAGAGGAGCGUCAGAGAAGGCUUCAGGAGGAGAAAGAGGCAAGACAGAGGGAGGAGGAGGAGAGAGAGAGGCAGGUUCUCAUCCAGGCGGCCAAAGAGCAGGCCGAACAAGAGCUCAGAGCAAGGGAGGAGGCAGAGCGGAAGAGAAGAGAGGUGGAGGAGAGGAAGAAAAGAGAAGAGGAGGAGCGGCAGAAGCAAGCAGAGAGACGGAGGCAGGAGGAGGAGAGGAGAAAGCUGGAGGAGGAGAGGAGGCAGCUGGAAGAAGAGAGGAGGAUACUGGAGGAAGAGCGGAAGAAAGAGGAGAAGAGAUGGAAAGAAGAGGAGGAGCGACGCAUGAGGGAGGAGGAGAGGAAGAGGUUAGAGGAGGAGCGGAGAGAGGAGGAGCGCAGAAGAGAGAAGGAGGAGGAGGAGAGGAGGCGACAGCGGGCGGCCGUGGCCGCCGUCCGAGAUUCUGAGGAGAGGAGAAAGCGAGAAGAGGAGGAGAGGAGAAAGCGAGAAGAGGAGGAGGAGGAGAGGAGAAAGAGGGAUGAAGACAGGGUGAAGCUUCAGCAGCACCAGCAGGACGAGGAUAGGAGGAAGCGUGAGGAUGAGAGAAAGAGGGCGGAAGAGAUGAAGAAGAGAAAAGAGGAGGAAGAGGAGAGGAGGAAAGCUGAGGAGGUGAGAAAGAGGAAGGAAGAGGCACCUCGUCAGCGGCAGCGUCUGAGUACAGGAGGGAAGGUGGAUGUUCAGGCUCUGCUGAGAGGACUGGAGGAGAGGAAGGGUGGGCAACCCAGGGCCACUGAACACAGGAAGUCAGCGGCUCUCACAUCCUUCAAAGCUCUCUACCCGUUCACUGCGCGAAACAAUGAAGAGCUCAACAUCAGUGCAGAUGACAUCAUCGAGGUUGAUGAGACGACCGAGCGGGAGGAGGGUUGGUUGUACGGCAGCAGACAAGGGAAGAUGGGCUGGUUCCCAGAGAGCUACGUCGAGAGAGUGACCCCAUCAGACACCGCUAAUAAUACUGCUGCUGCUGCUGCUGCUGCUGCUGCUGUUCCUAAAGUGCCGCUUCAGUCACAGCUUUGCAAUGCGCUUGAAGCUGUCAAGGCAGCAGGAACAAAGUCUGCCUUCACACCAACACACUCCCCAAACCCUGCGCCCUCUGAGACACAAGGACAGGUGGUGGGUAACCUCUUGGCCCAGGCCCUGUGUUCAUGGACAGCAAAGACCGAAAACCAUCUGAACUUCAAUAAAGACGAUGUCAUUCAGGUGUUGGAGCAGCAGGAGAACUGGUGGUUGGGAGAGCUGAACAGUGAACGGGGCUGGUUUCCCAAAACAUAUGUGACACUGCUGGGAGAAGAAGAGAGUUCAGACAUGAAGAGCUCCCUUGCUGAUGCUUCGGAGUCUAGCGACAGCCUGCAGCUUGAAGAAUACACAGCGUUGUACACCUAUGAGUCUCCGGAGCAUGGUGAUCUGACGUUUGGAGAGGGAGAUGUGAUCUUGGUGAGCAAGAAAGAGGGAGAGUGGUGGCACGGCUCUAUAGGCGACCGCACAGGCGUCUUCCCCAGCAACUACGUCAAACCUAAAGAGACCGAUACAUUAAGUGUAUCCGCAAAGAAGAAGCCAGUGAUCGCCCAGGUGAUUAGGGCCCAACCCUCUACCCGCCCUGAACAGCUGAAUCUGGAAAAUGGCCAGCUCAUCCUCAUCAUCAGCCAGAACGCCUCUGGCUGGUGGCUCGGAGAACUGCAGGCCCGUGGUAAAAAGCGUCAGAAGGGCUGGUUUCCUGCCUCUCAUGUCAAAGUAUUGGGAUCCAACAGCGGCAAGUCCACACCAGCACCCCAACCAGUCUGUCAGGUGAUAGCCAUAUACGACUACACAGCCGCCAACGGCGACGAGAUGAGCUUCUCCAAAGGGCAGCUGAUCAACGUUUUUGACAAAAACGACCCUGAUUGGUGGAAAGGAGAGAUUAAUGGGGUCACUGGUCUGUUCCCCACCAAUUACGUUAAGAUGACCACGGCGGAUUGUGACCCCAGCCAGCAGUGGUGUGCAGACCUGAAUAGCCUGGACUCAAUGAGCUCCCAGGAAAAGAAGAGACAGGGUUACAUCCAUGAGCUGAUCCAGACUGAGGAGAGAUACGUGGAAGACUUGCAGAUAGUGCUGGAGGUUUUCCAUAAACCUAUGUUGGAAUCGGGCCGGCUGAAUGAUGCAGAGAUGGUCAUGAUAUUCGUCAACUGGAAGGAACUGCUGGCCUGCAACACUAAACUUCUCAAGGCACUACGUGUGCGUAAGAAGACGGGUGGGGAGAACAUGCCGGUGCCGAUGAUUGGGGAUAUACUGGCCGCGGAGCUGUCCCACAUGCAGCCCUACAUCCGCUUCUGUUCCUGCCAGAUCAACGGAGCAACACUGCUCCAGACGCGCAUCGACAACGAGCCAAACUUUAAGGACUUCCUCAAGAAAAUUGCCACAGACUACAGGUGCAAAGGCAUGCCUCUGUCCAGCUUCCUGCUGAAACCCAUGCAGAGGAUCACACGCUACCCGCUGCACAUCAAAAACAUCCUGGAGAGCACCACGGAGGGCCAUGCUGACCGAGGCCCUCUGAAAGAGGCUCUGGAAAGGGCGGAGGAGCUCUGUCAACAGGUAAACGAGGGCGUGAGAGAAAAGGAGAACUCUGACAGACUGGAAUGGAUUCAGAACCACGUUCAGUGUGAUGGCGCUGCAGAGAACCUGGUCUUCAACUCUCUUACCAACUGUUUGGGCCCAAGGAAACUGCUCCACAGUGGCAAGAUGAACAAGGUAAAGAGCAACAAGGAACUCUGGGCCUUCCUCUUUAGUGACUUUCUGCUUUUGACUCAUGCGACUAAACAGUUCAGCUCGUCUGGGCCUGAUAAACUGUUCAGCAACAGGAACAAUGUACAGCUCAAGAUGUACAAGCCGCCUGUGCUGCUCAAUGAAGUUCUGGUAAAGCUGCCAGAUCCAUCGAGCGACGAGCCCAUCUUCCACAUCUCACACAUCGAUAGAGUCUACAUCCUCAGGACCGACAACAUUAAUGAACGGACGGCCUGGGUUCAGAAGAUUAAGGCUGCAUCUGAAGAAUUUAUUGAGACAGAAAAGAAAAAAAGGGAAAAGGCCUAUCAAGCACGAUCUGUGAAGACUAGUGGAAUCGGCAGACUUCUUGUCACCAUCUUGGAGGCCACUGAACUCAAGCCUGGCAAACCCAAUGGUAAAAGUAACCCUUACUGUGAAGUGACCAUGGGAGCUCAGAUAUUCACGUCCAGAACGCUCAACGACACCCUCAACCCCAAGUGGAACUUCAACUGUCAGUUCCACAUUAAAGACCUUUACCAGGACGUCCUCUGCAUCACCAUCUUUGAAAGAGACCAGUUUUCACCUGACGACUUUCUGGGUCGGACAGAGGUUCCCGUGGCGACCAUAAAGAAAGAGUUUGAAAACAAGGGACCAGUAACACGUCGUCUUCUGCUGCACGAGGUUCCUACUGGGGAAGUGUGGGUCCGCCUCGACCUGCAGCUCUUUGGCAACAAAUAGACACAGUAGGAUGAACUGAAAUAAUAAUGGAGUCUUCUACCGAGACAUCUAAAUAAGGAUCUGUUCCUCCUGCAGAGUAACAAUAAGCAAAUAAAGCAUUAAGAAAGGCUGCUUUUUGUCACCUAAACAACCCACUUGCCUAAUAUGGAUACCGAUAUCAAACAACACACCCCUGAACUGAACACCCAUCACGCCCUAAUCUUUUAAUAUUAACCAGUACUAAUAAUACCUGAUGUCCUCUGAAUCCUCAAGGGGAUUAGGGUCUGAGUGACAUCAUCUGACACCACCAAUAAGAGUCAGAUCUCCCCUUUUUUCUGGUUCAUGAACCCCGAUAGAAAGGGUAGCACGACAGCUGCAGCUGUUUGCAUCUGCACGAUAUCUACCGUACUAAAGGUAAAAGCAACAACUGCUGCCUGGCUUCUUAAACAGUGGAGACCAAGUGUGUCAUGAAGCUGAAUCUGUAAUAAUGUAUAGCCUUCACAGGGAGGUAGAACUGGACAAAGACGGCUUAGUAACAAAUAAUCCUAAUAUUAAGAAAUCAAUGAAAACCAUAAAUAUAAUGGAUCUGCUCUGUAUCUCAACAGUUGGAUUUUAAAUGUUCAGUGAUUGAGACACACUGCCAAGUCUGGUGUUUUCUCUUAACUUACAAGAUAUGUAUAUGUCUGUAUAUGUAUAUAUGUAUUUCUGGAUGAGGUUGUGACUGAUGGCUUUCAAGAGACUCUGCUUUAUGGCUGUCUUAUGCUUUAUGGCUGUCUGAUCUGUAACAUCUUGUCACAGUGACAUUAAGCGCAUCAUAAACUGGACGGCAGAUCACGGACUCUGUUUGACAACACAGACGAGACGUUUUUGUCAGUAGCUCUGGUCUGAAGUCAGUUCACUACUGUUAGAUAGCUGAUCUCAGGAUAUGUUUUUUUCUGGGUUUAAUCUGUGUCACUGUUCUAAUGUGGAGGAUUUUGAGGAUGUCAAUAUUUUGAGGCAACACAGAUUGGCAGUUGGUCAGCAAUAAUAAACAGUAUUUACUCA
Messenger RNA from Perca fluviatilis (European perch), 7137 nucleotides. RefSeq names its product intersectin 2b (gene itsn2b). Gene Ontology annotation, molecular function: guanyl-nucleotide exchange factor activity; protein binding; calcium ion binding. NCBI's taxonomy places the organism in Eukaryota, Metazoa, Chordata, Actinopteri, Perciformes, Percidae. The transcript is spliced from 40 exons. The record is from RefSeq and is a predicted model, not a curated record. Gene Ontology annotation, biological process: intracellular signal transduction; positive regulation of Rho protein signal transduction. Bases 466 to 6114 code for a protein of 1882 amino acids.